AGCCCGAAUCCACCCCUCCCAGCUACCUACAUAGACGCCCUCGCACCGCCGUCUCCCCAACUCCUCCAGCCUCGAAUCUCCUUGCCUGCACCCUCUCUCGUCUGCCCGUCAUGCAAAACAACAUUCUCGCCGUCCCCUUUCGCAAGGGGGCUCAUCUCUCGCUAUCGGCGGCUAUCAAGCAGUACAUAUCGACGAAAUACGAUCAGCACCCCGACAUGUUUCGCCAGGAUCUCGAAGUCAUCGACGCGUUGAGGCGCGGUGCCGUCAACAUGCGCGAGCCGCACCCCAGUGGCAUCGGGAGACUACAAGCGUACGCCGGCCAGCUGGUCUGGAUCGGAGGCAAAUUCCCUAUAGAUAUCGGCGCAGACUUCACCUGGUAUCCUGCAUUAGGCUACAACACCGAGCGACCCGUUGUACAUAACAAUCUCAAAUUCGAGCUUGCCAACGUCCUCUACAACCUCGCCGCCCUCUAUUCCCAGCUCGCCAUCGCUAGCAAUCGCACCAGCACCGAAGGCCUUAAAACCGCCGCGAGCUACUUCUGCCAGUCGGCUGGCAUCUUGUCGCACGUCAAAGACGAGGUCGUACCCGAGCUACGUAUCACGCCUCCCGAGGAUAUGGACGAGCACUCGCUGAGCGCGCUGGUGUAUCUGCAGCUAGCUCAGGCGCAAGAAUGCUUCUGGCAGAAGGCUGUUAUGGACGGCUACAAGGACGCAUUGAUCGCGAAACUGGCUGCUCGUGUGUCCGACCUGUACAACGAAGCCGGCGAGGCAGCUAUGCGGUCGGAGGCGAUCAGCAGCAGCUGGAUCCACCACAUGAGCGCAAAGCACCACCACUUCGCCGCUGCUGCCCAAUACCGCGCUGCCUGCGACUGCCUGGAGAAGCGAAAGUACGGAGAGGAGGUGGCGCGGUUGCGUGAUGCCGUCGCUUGCGUGUCCGAGGGACUCAAGGAGAGCCGGGGCGGCUAUUUGAACAAAACGGUCGUUGAAGACUUGAACAAUCUUAAGAAGAGGCUAGAAGAAGAUCUUAAGCGCGCUGAAAGAGACAAUGAUGUGAUAUACUUGAACCCCGUACCGCCAAAGUCCGAGCUGAAGGCGCUAGAUCGAGCGACCAUGGCAACCGUGCGAAUUCCACCUCAGGUAGCAACGCCGCUGGAGUAUCUUGGAGAGAAGCGAGAAUUCGGCCCCGCGCUGUUCACCAAGCUAGUCCCGUAUUCCGUUCACGUCGCCGUCUCUAUCUACGAGGAACGCAGAGAUCGCCUGGUCGAUCAGCAUAUAAUAAGCGAGCUCGAGACACUAAAUGAACGGAUACACGAGGUCUUUUCGUCGCUCAACCUGCCGGGCUCGCUCCAGGCUUUCGAGAAGCCGCUCGGCUUGCCUGGGACUCUCGUCGAACACGCCAAAGAACUUCAACAGGCCAAUGCUUUGACCCGCUUGGAAAGGAGUUUUGCGGACAUAGACAAGCUGCGUGCUGCUGACUUAGCCAUGUUCGAAGAGGGCAGGGACCUACUACAGGCAGAAGAGGAGGAGGACAUCCAACUGCGUAGAAAGUAUGGCACAGACCGGUGGUCGCGGCCUGAAAGUCGUUCCGAGCCGACCCAAGGCUUGAAGCUCUGGAACCAAGUUACAGAUGCGGCAGGCUGGUUUCAAACUAGUGCAAGCAGCGAUGGAGUCGUCCGCGACAAAUUCUACAGCAUCAAACCGAUGUUGUCAGUGCUCGCCGGAUCAAGUCGCGAGCUGCUCGACUUCGUGCCCUCGUCACGACGUACCGAAAUCCCCGAAUUACUCAAGCCCGCGAUCAACCGCUUGCGCAGCAUUUAUAACAACAUAGCGCGUCUCGAGGGCCGCCGCCAGCGAAAAGCCGAGGCUCUUCGCGAGAAGGCCCGUGGUGACGAUAUCAAAUCCGACAUCCUAGCCGAGGCAGCACGCCUGGAGCACGGGCACGCAGUGGCCACGAGCAUCACGCCGGCCCACUUCGAUGAGUUCUUCGAGAAGCGCUUAGAUUCUCUGUACGAGCCGGACAUGGAGCUCGUGCAGACGGAGGCCGCCGAGCAGGAGAAGCUCAUUUCGGAGUUGAUACGUGUGAACCGGGACUUCGAGAGCCAGAAGAAGACGGCAGGCGACAAGGACAGCCGGGAGCGCGAGCAGGCGCUGCAGAAGCUCGAGAACGCGUACUACAAGUACAAGGAGUUGGUCAGUAAUGCGGAGGCCGGCCGCAAGUUCUACAACGACCUGAACCGCAUAAUGGGCGGCUUCCGGGACGGGGCGCGCGGGUUCGUAGCUGAAAGACGGCGUGAGGCGCGCGCGCUCGAGGACGAACUAAGUAUGCCCCCUCUCGGAAACCUAAGCCUCGGUGGGCAGUCGGGCCUCGUGCCGUCAGCGCAGGCGCCCAGCCCGCCGAACGGCUGGGGCGGCGCCGGCGGAGGUGGCGGGACGGGUUACCAGGGCCAAUCGCUGCCGCCAACGCCCGCUCAGGCUAGGUCUCAGCAGAUCCAGCCCCCGCUCGAGGCGCAAAUCCAGUCCUGGGCGUCGGCUGGCGAGACCGUCGCUCCGCAGCCACAGCCGCCAAGGGCAAACCCGAUGCAGGCGGUGUGGAAUCAGGACAUGGGCAUCAAAUUCGCCGCCGCCCCUGCGUCUACUAGCGCAGCCGCCGCAGGCUCGAGCAGGUCACCUGCUACCUCGGCCAGCGGCGGGACCGCAGCGAGCAGCACCGGCAGCACCAGCGCCGCGAUCCGGUUCAGCUAGGAGGCGAACACUUCACGCCGGCGGCAGCCGGGGCCGAGCCAAGCAGAGCUACACGAACAGGGAGGGGGGGAUGUGGGUUGACGUCGCGGGCGGGAGAGAGAGAUACCUACGGCGGUCGUC
Molecule: messenger RNA, 2861 nt
Organism: Durotheca rogersii
Lineage: Eukaryota; Fungi; Ascomycota; Sordariomycetes; Xylariales; Xylariaceae
Product: BRO1-domain-containing protein
Exons: 3
Coding region: 111-2741 (876 amino acids)
Cellular component (GO): endosome
Molecular function (GO): protein binding
Source: RefSeq, a predicted model, not a curated record